UUUAAACGUUUUCUGUAGGUGGAAACCAAGAACGGAACGGAUACGAAUAACAUAAGAAACAAGUUUACGUCUUACACACUUCCUGGUUGAGUCUUUCAAAAUUGCAAUGAAGAAGGAAAAAUUAUAACUGUUUAUGAUGUCAGAUUCAAAACAAACAAUAAGAGAAGGAGAGAUUACAAUAAGAUCGGGAAUUUUAAAACAGAAGCAUAAGAGAUAUUGUAGACUGUGUCAGGAUGGUGAUGUAGUGGUUCUUGAUUGCUAUGAAAGUAAAGAUCAUACAGACAAAGUUAAAAAUAGCUUCACACUGGUUCAUGUCAAAGGUUUGGAUAAAGUGGUGAAAGAAUCUUCGAAAGAAUUCUACAUAGAUGUUCAUUUAAAAAAGGAGAAAUUCUCACUGAUAUUCCCCAACCAAAAUGAAACAGAAAGCUGGCACAUGUGUUUACAAAACAAUGCCCAUUUUACUGAAGGAAGAGAAGACUCAUCCAAUUUUGAGGAGGAUGAAUCCGGAUUAAAAGACAAUAUUUUAUAUGAUUCUGGACCUGAAGACACUGCUAGAUUUGAUGUAACGUUGAAACCAAAUGAAGAUACCAGAAAUCUUGGUUUGACAAGUACAUACCGCCUGCAUGUAUCAAAUGUGUGUCUUAUGUUAGAGGAUUUAAAAAAACAAGAACCUAAGUUCAGAUGGUAUUACAAUGCAUUGAGGAAAUAUGGUAAACAAGGCAAUGAUUUUGUGAUAGAAGCCGGACGUAAGAGUGAAACAGGUGCAGGGACAUUUGUAUUCGUAUAUGAUGAUCCGUCUAAAAUUACUAAAGCCAUUGAUAAACUUACAAAAAGAAAAGCAAACGAGCAGUUAACAAGUAAACUUAAUUUUGCACCAUCUGAAACAGAGCGACCUGCAUCAAAUAGAUCGUCAGAACCCAUUCAGAAGAGAGAAAACUCUCCCUCUCCCCCAAAGAAGGCAUCAUCAGUAAAGGAAGGAACUGAUUCUAAACCUCCUUUAGCCAGACAACAUUCGGCUCAUAUGUCUCCUAAUUUCAAACAUGAAUUAGAAGAUGUAGUUAGUGGUAAAAGUAAAACGUUAAGUGAGAAAUCUAGCAAGAGUAAGAAAGAAAAACAUGAUACCAAAGAUGAAAAGAAAGAAGAAAAGAAGAAAGGAUUUGGGGCAUUUUUCAAGUCUAGUAAAGAUAAAAAGCCCAAGGAUAAAAUGGAACAGGAAGUUGAUCAUGAGGGUGAUGACGAGUAUCCAGAAAAUCUGUACGAUGAACCAGAACUUCCAGCUGACUUGAAAAGACCUACCGAACCUCUGUACGAGGAAGCUGAUCAGAAAUCUAAAUCUAUGAAAAAACGUGCUUCUGUCAAUGAAAAAAAGCCUUUAAAACCUCAAGAACCUUCAGUUUAUGCACAGGCACAUCCCCCUCGCCAACAAGCCUGGAAAAAUCAUGGGGCUCAGGAUGAAGAGCAUCAGGAAAAUUAUGAAUCAAUAAAAGCUGCUGCGAGUCAAAAAGGCCAGCGUGAAUCAUUUGGCAAGAUAACAAACAACGAAGAGGAAAUCGAUGAUACAUAUGAUCAUGCAUUCUUGACUGAAAGGAACUUAAAAAGAGAUCAAAUUACUGAUGACUCUAAAAACCUUUAUGGAACCUCAAGUGGGAGGGAACCUGAAGCAGAUUAUGAAUUAGGUGACCCUGAUGAUGAACAGGUUGAAUAUGAUGAUGCCUUCUCUACACAGCAAAAAUUUGCAGCUCAACCAACGGAGGCUUAUGAAGAAGUGGAUAUCAGAUCAUCAACAUAGUCUAAAUCACUUUUUUUUUACUCGCUCCAAUAGCUUGUUAAGAAUGUUGAAGUUUUUGACGGUAUCUGGUACAGACUUACCUAUUUAUGAUGCAAUGUAUCGUGAAAGAUGUACAUGUAUUACUAUUGUCCUAUGCAAUUGUUUUACUUGUGCAGUCAAAUUGUUAUGACUUUAUUAAGAUUUCUUAUACAUAUGGUCAAGCACCUGUUAUAGCCUUGUAUGUUAUGUUAACAAUAUAUUUACAUUUUUUUAGUAUGACAUCACAUGUGAUUUGCAAGUUUUCAAACUGUUGAAUUUGCCAUUCUUUGGUCUAUAGUUCAUUAUUUUCAUUGAAAUAUUUUUUCAUUGUGUCAAACGUAACAGUACUCUAAAGAAAAUAAUUUAUGAAAGAAAAAUGUCCAUACUUGGAAAUAAUAAGAUAAAAACAUACUUGAUCAACCUAUACAACAUUUCCACCAGUUCUUCUAAACUUGGAAAAAUUGUAUUUCAGGACAAUGUACUAUAUUCCCUAUCUUUUACAUGCCAUAUGCUGUAUAUUUUAAAACAAGUUUUGAGAUAUCUACCUUCUUGUAGCCUUUAACAUCUAUUUCAAGGUUUAUAACUGUUCUCUGUGAUCAUUGCAUUAAUUGUCUCUUACUUUCUGGACUAUACUCUUCUGCCUACCAGUCUGUAAGCUUUAACUGCUACUUAUACUUUGUUCUAAACAUAUCUGGCUCAAUUUUAACCCCCAUCUCCAAUGGAAUUAAAAAAGGAUUUUUUUGUUAACAUUUAUGAAAUACUUUUGAAGUAGCAAUAUUUGCAAGUAAUUUGUACCUUAUUAACAAAGUUGAGAUAAUACUCACAUGAGGAAUUUGGAAUUAACAUAUACAAAUGUUCUUUACUUCUAAAAACAGUAUGAAUGUGAUGAAUAUUUUUGUAUAAAUGAAUUGGUAAUUUUAUUGUUUCGUCUGCCAAUGAAAGUAACUGAAGGCAACAUAGGUGUUGCUUUUCUGCGGGCAGCAAUAAGGGCAACGACAAUUGUUUAAUCUUAUAUUUAAGUCAGUUGGAUAGGAAACAUUUGUGAUAGAUCAAUGAUAUUUUCUGUAAUGUUGCAUUACUUUCAUAACAUAUCAGUUUGACAAUCAUUUUGAUUAGAUGCUGUCUUUGUCAUGUCCAGCAACUUUUAAUUAUUAACAAAUUGUGUUUUUCUGAAUUUUCUGCUGGCAGGGGAGACAUAUAUCUGUAUAAACAGUUUAUUAGCAUUUUUACUGCAUAUUUUUAAUGGGUUUUGAAUAUAUACAUAGGUGCUUUUACAUUUUCGGUAGAUUCAUUUAUAUUUAGUUAACAUCAAAAUAUUGAUGUUUAUUUAUGAGUAUUUUUAUAAAAAAAGGUUAAUGAAUGUGUUAAUGUUAUAUCCACAUUAAUUCAUAUACAUUCCAUCUUUGUUAAUUGUUAAUGAGUUUUAAAAUAAUAUUUUUAUAGAUAAAAUUAAAAGUUCAAUUCCAUGUUUAUAUUUUAUGAUAAUAUCCUUUGUGUGAAGAGGGUCAUCCAAUUUGAUUUUAGUUAGUUUUCUAUGGUUACUCCUGUUUCUGAAAUACUAUACUUUUGACAUAAUUCUAUCAUCAUUAGUUUUAAAACAGAGGUGAUAUUUCAAUGUGUGCACUCCUGUGUACAUUGUAUAUUACAAUGUUUUUACGUAUGUUUCACUACUCAAUAUAAACCAAACAAAAAUCAAUAAAUCUGAAUUGUGUACAAAUAUUUUUUUUAAAUUCGUUUAUUUGCAGAAUAAGCACUUAUAUCAAUCUCUUUUGAAGUCAAAUUAUCAAAAAUUAUUUUUACAUUGUUGUUCUCUUGCUUUUCAUUAAACUGUUUAGUUAAUUCAUUUAAAGCAUUAUACCUGAAAUUUUUAACUCACAGAUAUUUAAGGAGCUUAUUCAUGACCAGGCUUAUUUUUUUAUUUUGCUCAGAAAAACAUUCCAAAAUUGUUAACUAAUUUUUAUGUACAAAACAAGUAUUUUUUUAUUAUGAUGUAUUAAUAUCUUAUUGUGAAAAUAAAUUUGAUAUUUAUAUACAAUGUAUAUGAUAUAUAUUUUUAUAUGAAGCAAUUUUAGUCUCGUGUCUUGAGGAGAAGGGAUCAUACAUUGUACAAACAUUGCCUUUUUAAUAAUUUAUGAAGAAACAUAAUUAUCAUGUAACUGUCAAUCAUAAAACAAACAAAUGUUUGACUCUGACAAUUUUUUCCUUUCAAUUAUUAUUUGCUUCAUAUAAAUUAAAUUAAGAAGAGAUAUAAUCUCUUUGCAUCUGAAUAUGUAAGUCAGGAAAUUUAAAAUGGUGUAGUAUGUAUAAGGGCUAUAUUACAGUUGUAAGAUUUCAAUAAUAAUAAUUUCUUGACUUUUUUAUGAAAUUCUACUAAUUAUAAUAUGGAAAGUGUACAGUUUUGAAAGAUUCUAUCAGCGCAUAUAUAUUAGAAAAUGUACAUUAAUGCAGUUCAAAUGAGUUUUUUUCUGGCUUUUAUUUUCUGCACCAUUACUUUCUUGUCUUAAACAAUGUGAAGGUUUCCUGUUACAAAAUGACCAAAAUAAUAUACUUUAAAUUUAAUGUGUGUUUUGUUUAUCAUUCAUGUAUUUAUAACAUGUUUUUGAAGAAAAUUAGAUGAAACUUCAGUAAUUUAUAUCCCAUUUCUUAUGCUAAAAGGAAAAGGCAAAACUGUUUUUUUUUAACAAAACUACAUUUUCCUAUGCUUUCGAGGGAAAAUAUGAAAACCAACAAAUGCUGCACAUCAUUUUUAUUACAUUUUAUGUCUUGUUUAUAUUGUUGAUAUGCUGCUUGUUAAAUUAUUGAAUAUAUAUGAUUAUUUAUCUUUUAUAGAGUAUUUUAUUGAACAGUUAAUUCAAAAUUACAUCAUUUUCAUACAUAAUGAUAUGUAGAUUGAAUUUAUAAGUAUUGAAGUUAUAUUUGGGUAAAAAAUAUACAUUAUAAAAAAAUCUUGGAAUUGUAUAUGGCAUGUAAAACUGUUAAAAGAUAUACAGCUUAUAAACAGAAACUUAAAUGGUAGUGGAUAACUAUUAAUAAUGAGUUUACUGUUUUAGCAUGAACAGCAAAUGAGUUUUAACCUUUGUGAGAGUGAAGUUACUCCAUAGGAGUAACUUUAAACAGGGAUAGAAAAGCAUUGAAUAAUACUUAAUGGUAAUACAGUAUUAUUAUUAUUUGUACUAAUUAACACUGUUGUAUUGUUGAAUAUUAAUGAACAUAUGAACUUCAUAAUUGCAAAUAAUUUGAAAAAAUAAAUAUGUGCUUUGAUAAAACAU
Molecule: messenger RNA, 5076 nt
Organism: Mytilus trossulus (common blue mussel)
Lineage: Eukaryota; Metazoa; Mollusca; Bivalvia; Mytilida; Mytilidae
Product: docking protein 2-like
Exons: 3
Coding region: 134-1789 (551 amino acids)
Biological process (GO): cell surface receptor protein tyrosine kinase signaling pathway
Cellular component (GO): cytoplasm
Source: RefSeq, a predicted model, not a curated record